Quercus lobata is the source of this 1527-nucleotide messenger RNA. Its product is annotated as nuclear polyadenylated RNA-binding protein. The transcript has 2 exons. The coding region runs from base 775 to 1182 and encodes 135 amino acids. The record is from RefSeq and is a predicted model, not a curated record. Lineage: Eukaryota; Viridiplantae; Streptophyta; Magnoliopsida; Fagales; Fagaceae.
UUACUUAUUUAGAAUGUUGGACAGUUGGAUUUGUCUUCAAAACUUCCAAUUUGGUCACUCUCUUUCCAGGCCUUCCAGCUAAGGUUUUCCUCUCUUUCAGUUCUUUCUUUUCUUAGUUAUUACAUUAGGAUUCUUCUUCCCUUCAAUCAUCAUUGACAAUGAAAGUGAAAUCCUGAAAGAGGGUAGGAUAGUCUUUUUAGAAUCCAUACAUUGGAGUAACUUGUUUCUCACCUGGUAGAAUACAAAAGAGGAGUCUUUUUCCUGCAAAGAAACAGGGGAAACAGAGGUCUCUGGAUAGUUAUAGGCUUGUUUCUUAGUUACAAAUUUCUCUUAGAAUUGGGCUUCAUUAUCAGAAACCUCCAAAAUUCAAAAUUCUUUUCUGGGUUUCACUUCUUUCACUGCAAAAAUUUGUCUUUCUUUCUCUAUCAAAUCCUAAAUAUCUGAAACAAUAAUGAAUGUAAGCCUUAUUUUUAUUUUUUAUUUUUUUGUUAAUCAGUAUUUUCAUUAACUUGGUUCUAUUUUUGUAAGAUUUUGCUACUUGCCUAUUUGGGUCCUUUUAUAUAAAAUAUUCAUAUGAUGAGUGCCAACUUGACAAAAAUCUCACCAUUUAAUGUACUUUGCUUGUGAAAUUCCCAUGUUUGGUUUUUCUCUCAAUAGUGAAUACACUUUAAUCAAAGCGUUCAUGAUUUAAUUUAAAUUAAUGCGUUCUAUUUGGAGUUGUAAAGAGAUGGGCUAAUUGUAGAAGCAAACAGUUGUUAAUCAGGCAAAUAUUUCAUGAGGUUUUUGUUCUGCAAGAUCCAUUGUCCGUCCUUCAUUUGCUUUUGCAAACCCUCUCCUCACAUAUACACUGCUGGACCAUUGAAAUUGGAAAAUUCUCCACAUGUGCCUUCAAAACCUGUCUCAGUUCCUGAAGCCUCUGAUAAGUUACCCGGUGAGACCAUUGAGGUCAAGGAAGAGAGCUUAGGUGGGAAAAAACAACCAGUUGUGAAAUGCCUAAAAAGCAGUCUCCGGAAGCCGACUUCAGAGUCUGGUUCUGUGAAAGAGGAUCAGAAGAAGAAAGUACAAUGGAUGGACUAUAUUGGAAAAGAACUUGUUCAGAUUAGAGAAUUUGAAUUGAGUGAAAUUGAAGAUACUGAUAAUGACAGUGAUGACAAUAAAAGCUGUGUUUGUGUUAUUCUUUGAACCUGUUCAAUCAACUUCUACUCUACAAUUUCAGCAGCAACUACAACAAUGACAAGGGAGGCAAAACAGUUUAAUGGUUUUGAACUUCAGUAUAUUCAUCAUAUGGAUAUGGAAUUGGAAAGGAGCUAUGUUGGGCUCAACAUUUAACUUUCAUUUACUUUGGUGCUGCCUCAUCAGCUCUCUAAUCAAGAGUACUCCAAAAAAAAUUCUGUACACUAGAUAGUUAAUUUUCUAUUGUAAGAAUAUCAAGCUAUUGUUUAUUUUCUUUUAAACAACAACAUUGGUUUCUUCAGCUGUCUACGAAUUUCGCAGAAGCUCUAAUCUUUAUCAAAAUAUGGUUUAUUC